Molecule: messenger RNA, 279 nt
Organism: Debaryomyces tyrocola
Lineage: Eukaryota; Fungi; Ascomycota; Pichiomycetes; Serinales; Debaryomycetaceae
Source: the annotation of a GenBank genome assembly
AUGCAUAUCGUGUUGAAAAAUUUCGUGAAUCGUGAACCGCGAAUGUCGUGCGCCAUUAUGACGAUCAAAUUCCUCCGAUCAGUAUGGGUGUUUGGAUGGUACUGUGGAUCUAUGGCAUCGAAGGAAUGCAGUAGUAACCCGAAGAAUAGGAAAGCGACUACAAAAAGGGUGUUGCGACAGUGUUUUGGGGCAGGUCUAUUGUACGGUGGAACAAAGGCAGAUAUAGAGCGUGAAGCGUGGAGGGAAGGACAGACAGUAGGUAAUGGCAGGGAGCCGUAG